Messenger RNA from Staurois parvus, 464 nucleotides. NCBI's taxonomy places the organism in Eukaryota, Metazoa, Chordata, Amphibia, Anura, Ranidae. The record is from the annotation of a GenBank genome assembly.
AGUAGAUGACCAGAGACUGCGGACACAGUACAGGAGAUGACCAGAGACUGCGGACACAGUACAGGAGAUGACCAGAGACUGCGGACACAGUACAGGAGAUGACCAGAGACUGCGGACACAGUACAGGAGAUGACCAGAGACUGCGGACACAGUACAGGAGAUGACCAGAGACUGCAGAAACAGUGCAGGAGAUGACCAGAGACUGCGGACACAGUGCAGGAGAUGACCAGAGACUGCGGACAUAGUGCAGGAGAUGACCAGAGACUGCGGACAUAGUACAGGAGAUGACCAGAGACUGCGGACAGUGCAGGAGAUGACCAGAGACUGCGGACAUAGUGCAGGAGAUGACCAGAGACUGCGGACAGUACAGGGAAUGACCAGAGACUGCGGACACAGUGCAGGAGAUGACCAGAGACUGCGGACACAGUACAGGGGAUGACCAGAGACUGCGGACACAGUACAGG